AGCCUUGCAAGCACUACCAGAGACUACAGCAGCAGAUCACAAGCUGUGGAUGAUACUCUUUUACCUUCUAUAAACUCAGCUAACACUUUUAGUGUACCAUUUGCUUAUUGUUCAACACACAAUCAAGAAAAUAUCAACAUAUUGCUAUUCAUUAAUUCGACAUUUGAUGGACCUCACAGUAACUCACAUUACUCACAAAGAGACCUACAAAGAGCCCAGAGACGAUGAUGAUGACAAGCAGGUGGUCGCAGAGAUCAUGGCAAGAAGUUUUAUCCCAACUCUGAUAACGACUAUUCCUUGGGAAGGCUUUCACUUUGCUGGUCAUGAGAUUCAGAUUACUGAAGGCAAAGAUUGCUAUGGUGCAUUUGUCUGGCCAUCGGCCCUUGUUCUAUGCUAUUUUCUGGAAACACAUGCCAAGCAAUAUAACAUGGUUGAUAAAAAUGUGAUUGAAAUUGGAGCUGGGACAGGGCUUGUCUCCAUUGUGGCAAGCUUACUUGGUGCUCGUGUGAUUGCUACAGACUUACCUGAAUUACUUGGAAACCUGCAAUAUAAUAUUUCCAGAAACACCAAAAUGAAAUGCAAGCAUCUGCCUCAGGUCAAAGAACUAUCCUGGGGAGUAGCAUUAGACAGGAAUUUCCCCAGGUCUUCCAAUAACUUUGACUACAUCCUGGCAGCAGAUGUUGUCUAUGCCCAUCCGUUCCUGGAGGAGCUUCUCAUGACCUUUGACCAUCUCUGCAAAGAAACUACCAUUAUACUCUGGGCUAUGAGAUUCAGGCUGGAGAAAGAAAAUAAAUUUGUAGAUAAAUUUAAGGAACUGUUUGACCUGGAAGAAAUUUCUAGUUUCCCUAGCCUGAAUAUUAAGUUGUACAAAGCUAUGAAGAAAAAUCGGAGGAGUGCCUAGUGCAUUGUGACUGUGAAUGAGGACAUGAGUGUGGUGCCAAGGUAGUUUUUAGUAAAUCAUUACCUUAAAGAACACACACACACACCCUACUGUGAGAGUAAAAAGUAACUCUAAACUUACCUUAUUAGAGGCAAGGGUUUUUACAUACACACAGUAGGUGUAGGAUAAAGAUAAUUUGUUCUCAAAUCUGUCUGUUCAGCCCUCAAAUUACAUUCAGCAACACCACACUAUUCUCAUUGCAAAGAUGGAAAUUUUCAAUAAUGAUAUCUCUAACUGAAUGUUAUUAAUUUUAUUUCGUUUUGAAAAUUAUAGCUUAGAUUGGCCUUGAACUUGAAAUCUUACCUCAGCCUCCUUAAGUGUUAGUACUACAGGUGUGUACUACCACACCCAUCCAAGUUGUUAAUCCUCUUAAAUGUAGGUUUAAAUGAUUUCUAUACUUAAAAGAAAUCAAUAAAGUGGCUCUAGAGAAAAUAAAUCUGAAAAGGCAGUUAUAUGAUGUCUAUGGUUCCCAACAGUCGAAGUUUAGAGGUGGGCUGCCAUAUCUGUUUAGCAGUUUGGACCGCUGGCAUAACUACUGAAUAAACCAACAUGUGGAGCUAAGGUUUCAAGCAAGGAUAUUUUCCUCUAAUAGAUUUAAAAAAUGUGGAUGUACAGAGCCCAAGAAUACCUCAGAUGAAACUGGACUCUGGUGGAGCAUGCUUUUAAUCUCAUAACUUGGGAGGCAGAGGCAGAGGCAGAGGCAGAGGCAGAGGCAGAGGCAGAGGCAGAGGCAGAGGCAGAGGCAGAGGCAGAGGUGGAUCUUUGUGAAUUUGAGGCUAGCAUGGCCUACAAAACAAGUUUCAGAAUGGCCAGGGCUACACAAAGAACCCCUGUCAAGAAAAACAUAUAAAUAAAACAAAACAAAAAGAAUUCCUGAAAUUAUUGUGUUUUUGUUUUACAGAAAAUGAAAUAAUUAUAAGAACUUUGGGUUGGAAGUGCAUAAAAAGAUUGAAGUUCCUAAUCUCCAAUAAGCAAUCAUGGCUUGUUUUAAGGUUUAAGGCUCUUCUGAUAAGCACAGAUAUACCUAGAUAUUUGACAUCCUCUUAGGCUUCUUUAUGUGGCCCUUUGGAUUAGAAUUAGGUUUAAUGCAAGAUAAGUCAAUGUGGAAAGAGUAAGGAGUUAGGCCUUUAUAACAUGCUACUGUCUGGAUUGUGUUGGUUGGCAACACUUCAGUGUCCUCUGCUAGGCUAUCAUGUGCACUUGGUGACACUUGCUCCUCUGAAGUUAGCUCUGUCCUCUUGGCUGAACAACAUCAUGGUCAAACACUUCUAUAAUCAUCUCCUGGAUCCCAUACUGUAAAUUGGAAUGCAGAUACGCUGCUCUUAGUACAUGGAGUUUCUUAGGAACAUGUCUCAACAGGUAUCUGCUUGAAUGGAUAUUUGGUCUCACAUUUAUGUAGUGUUCAGCCUGCACAGGACAGUGACAUGAUUAUUCUCACUUCACAGAUAAAAAACAAAAGCCUAGGUUACACAGCUGCACAGUGAAAUUUAGGACAGUCAAGCCCAGGUUUGAGCACAGUGUCUUCCUUUAUAAUGCCUUUAUGCACUGAAAAAGUAACUUUCAAAGACUCUUAAACAGCUGAGGUCAGUUCUUCCAAAGGAAAUAGAUACUCAGCAAAAAUUAACAAAUACAUAUUAAAAAAAAUAAGACAUAUUUCUUUCUCUUAACACUAUCUCCAGACUUUCUACUCAUGGUAGGAGACAUCAGAGAAGGCUUGGGUAGAAGAAGGUGCACUAGAAGGGAUGAGAGUUGUGUUUAUCAAGGAGGAACAGCCAUGAUGGAAUCUACAGGCAAAGGCAUGCUUAUCUACUUGAAUAAACAUCAAAAUAGUGUGGCAAAGGGGGAGACAGAGAUAUUGAUGAGGUCUGAAGAGAGGCUGUAGGAAGUAGAUCAUGGAAGCCCUGUUCUAUGGGCUAGGGUUCCCAAAUCCAGGUUCUAGGAGAGAACAUGAUGCAUAAUAGUUAGUUAGGUUGUACAAGCAUAGGUUACGUUAUACGGUCAUUGGUUAGAGUGUACGAUGAUUAGGCUGUGCAGUUGUGAUGGAGAAUUGAAGAAAAUAACAAAGGGCAGUUUCUGCUGACCCAUUCAUUGCUAGACCUUGAAUGGCCUGCUUUGGAGAUAAUUUUGGUUAAAUGCAUCCAUGUCUGAUCCCUGAUGUCUAAGUCAUAUAAGCAAAGAAUUUUCUGUACAAACAUAUGGUACUAUUGGUGGGAUAGGGUGCAUUAAAUGACCUUAGAAUUG
Mus musculus (house mouse) is the source of this 3181-nucleotide messenger RNA. RefSeq names its product methyltransferase like 21E (gene Mettl21e). The record is from RefSeq and is marked provisional. NCBI's taxonomy places the organism in Eukaryota, Metazoa, Chordata, Mammalia, Rodentia, Muridae. Gene Ontology annotation, molecular function: N-methyltransferase activity; protein methyltransferase activity. The transcript is spliced from 5 exons. The coding region runs from base 167 to 901 and encodes 244 amino acids.